GCAGUGGCCGCCUGGCUGUGUAAGGGGAGGUCGGUGGGUCUCAUUCGGUCUUUCCUUCGGAGGAGAAGGACGGGGCCCGCGGAGGCAGCGGCGCCAGAGAGGGCUAUCAGGCCGUGCCGCGGCCGGGGAGAGGGUGGGGGGCCGGGCCUCGCGAGGCCACGGCUUGAAGGGAGCGGUCACGGUGGCGGAGCCCGUGGAGGCCGGGGCCCGUCCCGCCCCCGUCCCCCCCUCAGAGGCGGCAGAGGCGCCGCAAGAAGAAGGGGAAGAAGAACCGGCCCCGAGGAGGAGGAGCAGCGACGGCGGCGGCGGCGGAGCGUCUUCCCCUCCGCCGCCGUCGUCCUCCUCGGCCGCCCCCGGACCCCCUCCUCCUCCUCCGCCGCCUCCUCCUCCUGCGGCGGCGCCCUCGGGGCCCAUGGAGGGCCUCCCCGUCGAGGUCCGCGGCUCCAACGGGGCCUUCUACAAGGGUUUUGUUAAAGAUGUUCAUGAAGAUUCGGUCACAAUAUCCUUCGAAAACAACUGGCAACCCGAGAGACAAAUCCCAUUUGGGGAUGUUCGGCUACCCCCGCCUGCAGACUACAGCAAAGAGAUUUCAGAAGGUGAUGAAGUGGAGGUUUAUUCCCGAGCAAACGAACAUGAGCCGUGUGGCUGGUGGCUGGCCAGGGUCCGAAUGAUGAAAGGAGAUUUCUACGUCAUAGAAUAUGCCGCUUGCGACGCCAUCUAUAAUGAAAUUGUCACAUUGGAACGGCUGCGGCCGGUCAAUCCCUGCAAAGUGGCCACCAAGUGCAGCUUUUUCAAAUUCACCAUCGCCGUACCAGAAGAUCUUAAAGAAGCCUGCUCAAAUGAAAAUGUGCAUAAAGAGUUCAAGAAAGCUGUUAGUGCAAACUGCAUCUUCCUCAAUCCCACCAGCAGCGAGCUCAUCAUCCUGUCCACAAAUGAGUCCACGGUCAAGAGGGCAUCUCUCCUGGGAGACAUGCAUCUUCGUAGCAUCCGAACCAAGCUGAUGCUGAUGUCCCGGAAUGAGGAAGCCAACAAGCACUUGGAGACAAGCAAGCAGCUGGCGUCGGCCUUCCAGGAGGAGUUCACGGUGCGCGAGGACCUAAUGGGGCUGGCCAUCGGCACUCAUGGGGCCAACAUCCAGCAGGCUCGCAAAGUGCUGGGUGUCACCGCCAUUGAGCUGGACGAGGAGACCUGCACCUUCCGCAUCUAUGGGGAGACCCCAGAAGCCUGCAAACAGGCCAGGAGCUUCUUGGAAUUCUCCGAAGACUUUGUUCAAGUCCCCCGAAACCUAGUUGGGAAGGUGAUCGGCAAGAAUGGGAAGGUCAUCCAGGAGAUUGUGGACAAAUCUGGGGUGGUCCGAGUGCGAGUGGAAGGUGACAAUGACAAGAAGAACCCCAGGGAAGAGGGGAUGGUCCCCUUCAUUUUUGUGGGAACGCGAGAGAAUAUCAGCAAUGCACAGGCCCUGUUGGAGUACCACCUCUCCUACCUUCAGGAAGUGGAACAGUUGCGCCUGGAGCGGCUGCAAAUCGAUGAGCAGCUGCGCCAGAUCGGCCUGGGCUUCCGGCCCCUGUCUAACCGCUCUGAUAAGGAGCGCGGCAGCGGCUACACCACUGAUGAGAGCACCUCUUCCUCCCUGCAUGGCACCCGGACGUAUGGGGGCAGCUACGGUGGCCGCGGCCGGGGACGCAGGGCUCCCAACUCUGGUUACGCCACCAACUCAGACAUGUCCAAUGCCUCCGAGACUGAGUCGGAAAAAAGAGAGGAGUACGAGUGCCUGCAGCCCAGUGAGCGUGACCCUCGCUUGGAGGACAACCGCAGACGGCCGGGUGUAGGGCGCGGCCGGGGACCCCCUCCGGCACCUCGCGGGAGCAGCAGCAGCAAGUACAACUCCUCCUCUAUCAGUUCAGUCUUGAAAGACCCAGACAGCAACCCCUACAGCCUGCUGGACAACACUGAGACGGACCAGACUGCUGAUACAGACGCCAGCGAAUCGCAGCCAGUCAGCAACCGACGACGACGCUCCCGACGACGCCGGACUGAUGAGGAUGCCACCAUGAUGGAUGGGGCCCUGGAGUCCGACAGCGUCUCUGUCAGUGAAAAUGGAGUGGAGGAGGAGUCAAAGCCUCAGAGACGCAACCGGAGCAGGCGCCGGCGUAAUCGUGGCAAUCGUGUGGAUGGCUCCAUCAGUCGAGACCGUCAACCAGUCACCGUUGCAGACUUCAUUUCUCGGGCCGAGUCGCAGAGCCGGCAGGCGCCCCGAUGUAAAGAGAGCCGGGAGAAGUCCGCCGAAGGCAGCACAUCAAAGCAGAAGGGCGAGACCCACAGCAAGGUUGCCAACGGCCCUUCGGAGAAUGGGGAGCAUGCUGGAGGCACAGGCGGCGAGGAGGUGGCUGCCCUGGUGAAUGGCGUGUCCUAAGGGGCCCCCCUCCAAGUCGUCGCUGGCCAAGUUCUCCUCUUCAGCGAAAUCGAUCCUUACUAUUCACCUGCUUGCAACAUCUUAAGAGAAAACGAAAAUAAAACACCACACCUGUCUCUUGUUUAAGAACAAAACCAUUAUUUAAACCAACAAACCAACAGCAAAAUCAACCCAAUCCCAAGGUAAAUGAUCUCUUGCUCGAUAAAAGCUUGCCAAAGACGGGGAAACUCUUUCUUACCACCGCUCUUAACACAUCCUGGUGAAGCUUCGGCGGCAGCAGCGGCUUUGGGGAAGGGGCUGGUUAAAGACACGCACUCCCUCCCUGCCUCUCUCUCUCUCUUUGUUUUUCUGUCCUCUCUUCAUGUCAAAAGGGGAGCUUUCUGAUGCUGCCUGAGCUCAUGGCCCCCCUUCAGAGAGGCGCAGGUCAGCGAGGGGCGGGGAGACACUGACUUGUCAUGCAUCUGUUUGGUGACUUAAGGGAUUUUGUUUUUGUUUUGUUUUGAAAGACACGUGCGGAGGGGGGAAAACACUUUAAAAUAACUGGCUGUUCAAACUGGGGAAUGGAGAGGGAGAGAAACCUGUGCCUUCUGAUAAUUCAGACACACACAUACACACUUGGACACACAGACACAGACACACACGCAACACACAGAGAGAUGCCCCAUAGCGCAGAGUGCUCUUGUUCAUUUCCUUUUUAUUCUUCGAGGAGUUAAAAAUUGAAGGCAAGGAUUCAGUCCUGGCUGAGAGAGCGAGGUGGGAGAGCUGCCCCCUUCCCACUGCCCAGCGCCAAGAGGGGCUCAGUGGUGGGCUUUUGGGAUUAAUUCUCCCUCUUCCAAGAGGCUCAGCUUUCGAAAGGAGGAUGCGGUUCCCUACCAGCGCCGCCAUGGUAGGGAACGAGAAGGGCAGGGAAGAUGGCUCCUCAGCCACCCCAAAGCAGUGUCCUCUUUUCUUUGAGUCCUUCUCCUUUUACUAAAAACACUGUGGAAGACAGACGAAAUAAAACAAGAGAAACGACAGGCUUAAGACAAGCUGACGCGAAGGCCUCCUCCUCCUUGCUCUUGGCGUGGCUGCCUAGGGUUUGUGUGUUUGUGUGUGGGGGGAAAGGGGGGGUUUAAUCUGUGACGGUUGAGACUAUUUAUUUUUCACUGUACAGUAUUUAAAAAGAGAAUAAAAAACCCAACUCUUGAAAAAAAAAA
This is a messenger RNA of Sceloporus undulatus (fence lizard), 3609 nucleotides long. RefSeq names its product FMR1 autosomal homolog 2 (gene FXR2). Gene Ontology annotation, molecular function: mRNA 3'-UTR binding; translation regulator activity; protein homodimerization activity. Gene Ontology annotation, cellular component: postsynaptic density; growth cone; dendritic filopodium. The record is from RefSeq and is a predicted model, not a curated record. Gene Ontology annotation, biological process: regulation of modification of synaptic structure; negative regulation of translation; DNA damage response. The transcript has 17 exons. The coding region runs from base 413 to 2413 and encodes 666 amino acids. NCBI's taxonomy places the organism in Eukaryota, Metazoa, Chordata, Lepidosauria, Squamata, Phrynosomatidae.